Saccharomyces paradoxus is the source of this 1308-nucleotide messenger RNA. It is a transcript of the gene GAL80, whose product is annotated as transcription regulator GAL80. The record is from RefSeq and is a predicted model, not a curated record. Bases 1 to 1308 code for a protein of 435 amino acids. Lineage: Eukaryota; Fungi; Ascomycota; Saccharomycetes; Saccharomycetales; Saccharomycetaceae. The transcript has a single exon. Gene Ontology annotation, molecular function: nucleotide binding.
AUGGACUACAACAAGAGAUCUUCGGUCUCCACCGUACCUAAUGCAGCUCCCAUAAGAGUCGGAUUCGUCGGUCUCAACGCAGCCAAAGGAUGGGCAAUCAAGACACAUUACCCCGCCAUAUUGCAAUUGUCGUCACAAUUUCAAAUAACUGCCUUAUACAGUCCAAAGAUAGAGACUUCCAUUGCCACCAUCCAGCGUUUGAAAUUAAGUAAUGCCACUGCUUUUCCCACUUUAGAGUCAUUUGCAUCGUCUGCCACUGUAGAUAUGAUAGUAAUUACCAUCCAGGUGGCUAGUCAUUAUGAGGUUAUUAUGCCCCUCUUGGAAUUCUCCAAAAACAAUCCGAAUCUCAAGUAUCUUUUCGUAGAAUGGGCCCUUGCAUGUUCACUGGAUCAAGCUGAAUCCAUUUAUAAGGCUGCUGCCGAACGUGGAGUGCAGACUGUCAUCUCAUUACAAGGUCGUAAAUCACCAUAUAUCUUGAGAGCAAAAGAACUAAUAUCUCAAGGUUAUAUCGGUAACAUUAAUUCGAUCGAGAUUGCUGGGAACGGCGGCUGGUACGGCUACGAAAGGCCUGCUAAAUCACCGAAGUAUAUCUAUGAAAUCGGAAAUGGUGUAGAUUUAGUGACUACAACAUUUGGUCACACAAUUGAUAUUUUACAAUACAUGACAAGUUCGUACUUUUCCAGAAUAAAUGCAAUGGUUUUUAAUAAUAUUCCAGAGCAAGAGCUGAUCGAUGAGCGCGGUAACCGAUUGGGUCAGCGAGUCCCGAAGACAGUACCAGAUCAUCUUUUAUUUCAGGGCACAUUGCUAAAUGGCAACGUCCCCGUAUCAUGCAGUUUCAAAGGCGGCAAACCUACGAAAAAGUUUACCAAGAAUUUGGUAAUUGACGUUCAUGGUACCAAGGGAGAUUUGAAACUUGAAGGUGAUGCUGGAUUCGCAGAAAUUUCAAAUCUAGUCCUUUAUUACAGUGGUACUAGAGCAAAUGAUUUCCCGCUAGCUAAUGGACAGCAAGCUCCUUUAGAUCCCGGAUAUGAUGCAGGCAAAGAAAUCAUGGAGGUAUAUCAUCUACGAAAUUAUAAUGCCGUCGUGGGUAAUAUUCAUCGACUGUAUCAAUCUAUCUCUGAUUUCCAUUUCAAUACAAAAAAAAUUCCUAAAUUGCCCUCGCAAUUUGUGAUGCAAGGCUUUGAUUUUGAAGGCUUUCCUACUCUGAUGGACGCUCUGAUAUUACACAGGUUAAUUGAGAGCGUUUAUAAAAGUAAUAUGAUGGGCUCUACGUUAAACGUUAGCAAUAUCUCGCAUUAUACUUUAUAA